This is a messenger RNA of Arachis duranensis, 2208 nucleotides long. RefSeq lists its product as uncharacterized. Lineage: Eukaryota; Viridiplantae; Streptophyta; Magnoliopsida; Fabales; Fabaceae. The record is from RefSeq and is a predicted model, not a curated record. The transcript has 5 exons. Gene Ontology annotation, biological process: DNA integration. Gene Ontology annotation, molecular function: nucleic acid binding. The coding region runs from base 1 to 2208 and encodes 735 amino acids.
AUGAAGCAUCCUCCUGAAGAGCAUUCCGUUCUCCGAUGUGAUGUAAUCGAUGAAGUAGUAGCGAAAGUGCGAGAAGAAGACCAUAACAAGUUGUGCUACCAUAUUGUUGAAGAGACGGAUGACCAAGAGGGUGAACAUGAGAAAGUUGCUGAGAAUGAACUCUGUAAGCUUGAUGAAAAAGAACCUCAGCUUGAGGCAAAGAGUGAAUUGAAGCCUCUUCCAUCUCAUUUGAAGUAUGCUUUCUUAGAGGACAACCAAAAGUUUCUGGUCAUUAUUGCUAGUGAGCUUUCUAGUGAAGAAGAAGAAAAGCUCCUAGAUAUUCUCAGAAAGUACAAGAAGGCAAUUGGUUGGAGCCUAGCCGAUAUUGUGGGGAUUGACCCUCGCAAGUGCAUGCAUCGUAUAUUUCUCCAAGAGGGAGCUAGGCCGGUUAGACAACCACAAAGGAGGCUCAACCCAACCAUCCUCGAUGUGUUAAAGAAGGAGGUCACUAGGCUACUUGAUGCGGGUAUCAUAUACCCGAUUUCUGACAGUAAGUGGGUGAGCCCGGUCCAAGUUGUUCCCAAGAAAUCAGGCAUCACUACGGUUAAAAAGGAUGAUGGCGAAGUGGUCACCAAGAGAAUGUUGGACCGUUUGGCGAGUAAAUCCCAUUAUUGCUUUCUUGGUGGAUUCACUGGUUACUUCCAGAUUCACAUUGCUCCUGAAGAUCAGGAAAAGACCACAUUCACUUGCCCUUUUGGCACCUUUGCCUACAAAAGGAUGCCAUUUGGACUAUGUAAUGGACUUGCUACUUUUCAGCGACAAGGUAUAGUGUUAGGACAUGUAGUAUCUCAUGAAGAAAUUUUUGUAGACCCGGCCAAGGUCGAUGUUAUCACCACUUUACCUUACCCCUCAUCUGUGAGGGAGGUCCGCUCGUUUUUAGGACAUGCAGAAUUCUAUAGACGCUUUAUCAAAGAUUUCAGCAAGAUUGCUUUGCCAUUGUCGCGCCUACUCCAAAAAGAUGUGGACUUUGAGUUUGACAGUGAAUGUGUGAAAGCUUUUGAAGAGCUAAGGAGAGUUCUUACCAUGGCACCGAUUGUGCGAGGCCCCAACUGGAUGUUGCCAUUUGAGAUAAUGUGCAAUGCGUCAAACCAUGCUAUAGGUGCCGCGCUUGCACAGCGCGAUGGUAAACUCCCUUAUGUCAUUGCAUACUCUUUUAAAACACUUGAUGCAGCACAAUCUAACUAUACCACUACUGAAAAGGAACUCCUAGCUAUUGUUCAUGCUUUAGAUAAAUUCAGAUCUUAUUUUCUAGGAUCAAAGAUAGUGGUAUACACGGAUCAUGCAGCUUUAAAAUACUUAUUGACAAAGAAUGAGUCAAAACCUAGACUCAUACGUUGGAUCUUGCUUUUGCAAGAAUUCGACAUUGAGAUUAGGGACCGGAGUGGAUCUCAAAACAUGGUUGCGGAUCAUUUAAGCCACCUUGAGAAUUUAGAAUUUGAUCCAUUUCCGAUCAAUGACUCAUUCCCAUUGGAUAGUUUGCAUGCUGUGUCGGAUAGUUUUCCUUGGUUUGCCCCAAUGGCGAACUACUUGUGUCAGAAGUCGGGAAACACAUCCCAAAGGGAUGAAAUGCCUCAGCAACCUAUGCUGCUCUGUGAGAUAUUUGAUGUAUGGGGCAUUGAUUUUAUGGGACCAUUUUCCAACUCCAGUGGGUAUCUAUAUAUUCUGUUAGCAGUUGACUACGUGUCAAAGUGGGUGGAAGUAAUACCUACCCGCUUUAACGACGCCAAUACCAUCAUUUCUUUUAUUAGGAAUAACAUUGUAUGCUGUUAUGGGUCGCCACGAGCAAUCGCAGGAGUAGCCAGAAAAUUACAGCUAGAGGAGCUCGAGUGUUUAAGGAACGAAGCGUAUGAGAAUGCCCGGAUUUACAAGGAAAAGACUAAAGCAUUCCAUGACCAUCACAUCUGGAAGAAGGACUUCCAAGAAGUUGAUGAGGUUCUCCUCUACAAUUCGAGGCUUCGUUUCAUGCCUGGCAAGCUCCGUUCUAGAUGGGAAGGCCCUUUCAAGGUGAAGGAGAUAAAGCCUUAUGGAGUGGUGGAGUUGUUUGAUCCUAAAAGUGAAGCAACUUUCAAGGUGAAUGGACAUAGGGUGAAGAAGUACCAUGGGUACAAGCUCCCAAAAGAGCUAGAGGUGUUCCUAUUGCAGGAUGCACCUAGAGAAGGAGAAGCUUGA